Messenger RNA from Prorocentrum cordatum, 1494 nucleotides. The record is from the annotation of a GenBank genome assembly. Lineage: Eukaryota; Dinophyceae; Prorocentrales; Prorocentraceae.
GAUAUCCUGGCCGCCUGGCGGCGAGAGCCCCCGCGGCCCUGCCUGGGCGAGCGAGCGCCGGCAGGUCCCGGGGCGAGCGAGCGGCACUCACUCGGAGGCAGCUCCCGGGAGGUCAGGGCGCGGCGGCGGCCUCCUCUGGAGCUGGGCCUCGCACCUGGCGCGCGCCCGCGGGCGGGAGGGGGCCGCCCUCUGGGACGCCGGCCUGCCCAGCCGGGACGUCACGGGGAUGACCUGGACCUGCCGCUCGAGCCGCUGUGGGACAUCCUUCUGCCGUUCUUCGGCCUGGGCAUCAGCGCCCUGGGCGUGCAGCUCACUCUCUUCGUGUCACUAGUGGAGCCCCUGCUCUUGCUCGCCCUGCCGAGCGUGCUGAGGGCCCUGCGCGGCUUCGACCAUCGCCUGCUCUCCUGGCACCUGGGAAGCCUCAUCGGCCACCCGAUGAUCGUCGCUCAGGUGGCCAUCUCGCGCGCCGAGAGGGGCAGGCCGGCCUGCGGAGCCGCAGCCUUCGGGGCCCUCGUCGGCGCCUACGCGCUCGGCGCCCUCGCGGGCACGGCGAUGGCGCUGCACCCGCUCUUCCCCCCGGAGGCCGGGGCGGCGAGGGCCCGCGUCGCGCCGAACGAGGCGGUGAGGCUGGGGGCGAUCGCGCUGCUGGUGGCCUCGAGCCUCCUAGCGCUCCCCUUCGUCGGUCGCCUCCUGGCGGAGGUGAAGCGGACGUUCGGGGUCGCCCACGAGUGUGCUCCAGAGCUGGCGGCACGUUCGCUCGUGGUGUUCGGCCUCUCGCUGAUCAUGGGCGCGAUGCCCCGGCUGGCCUCCGUGAGCUCGGAGGACGUCCUGUCCGGCUUCCUGGCGUGGGGGGACGGCCGCAGCGUGCUGUGGUUCGACAUCGUGGGCGUGGUCACCUCCGGAGUGGUGGUGCCCAUCCUGCUGAGCCCAGGGCUGGGGGCGCUGGCGGGCGGCGACUGCCUGGACUGCACGCUGAGGCUGGGCUGCCUGAGCUGUGCUCUCUUGGCCCUCGCGUCCGCAAAGGUGCACUUGGAGGGGAUCGAUGCUGCUUUCGAUCUGGCCGUCGCGGCAGGAGGGACGCUCAGCUUCGCCGCCGCCCUCGCGCACACGGUGCUGUCCACGCGCAUGCUCGAGGAGAUUGCCGAGGACGACGCCGGGAUAGCCCUGGGCUGGGGCGUGUUCGCGGGCGGCUCGGCGGAGCUGGCAGGCUCAAGACUUGGCGAGGCGCUGUCGCUCCACUGGAACUUCCUUUGGCCGUCGGCGCUCGCUCUGCUCGCCUGCACUGCGGCGCAGUGGGCCCUGCGCCAGCGCCCCGCACGCCCGGGCGGCCUCGCGGUGCCGGCGGCGUGCGCGUAGCGCCGCGCGCGCACGCCGCCCGUUGCGACCCAGCGGUCGCGAAUUAUCGCUCGAUGCGAGAAGGUAUCUUUCUUGCCGUGCUGCAGUCCUCGUGGCCCAGCGGCCGCACGGGACCAGCUCCGAGCCGCUCGGACGGAA